Acyrthosiphon pisum (pea aphid) is the source of this 1303-nucleotide messenger RNA. RefSeq lists its product as uncharacterized. The record is from RefSeq and is a predicted model, not a curated record. NCBI's taxonomy places the organism in Eukaryota, Metazoa, Arthropoda, Insecta, Hemiptera, Aphididae. The coding region runs from base 120 to 1004 and encodes 294 amino acids. The transcript has 3 exons.
UUUUAUUUUUGACUUAUGUAGUUUCGUUGUUAAUUAACAAAUAAAAACAAGUAUUAACUAUAAAUUUACUAUUGAUUAAUAGUGAACUAAAUAAUUAAUUUAAUUAUCUCAUAUCUGCAAUGCUUAAAUUCAUUGGAUUCGUUGAAUACGAAGGUGUUGGGCGUAUAUGGUCUGCAGAUAAACUUAAAAUACUGUGCAAUGUAGAAAAUGAUGAUGGUAUCCAACAAAUUAUGAUGGAUGUAAAUGUUUUAAUUAGCAAUGGGAUCGAUGUUGAAGAAAGUCAACCAGUAAGAAUAUGUACUAAUUCACAAAACAUAGUUCAGGACGAUGAACCUUCUUUUGUCGACAACACUAAAGAUGCAUUUAUAUGGAACAAAAACCUUGUGACUUUGCUCAUUGAGACACGUAUUGAAAUGGACACUUCCUUUCAAGGAAACAAAUUCAAAAAAAAUGUACUAUGGACAAAAGUUGCUGAAAAAUUAAAUACAUCUUUUCCAAACCAUGCACCUGUCAGUGCCGAUAAAUGUGAUUCAAAAUGGAGAAAUCUCUGGGUUACUUACAAAGCUAACGUGAAAAAGUCAAAUUUAUCAGGAAGAGACAGUAUCACUUGGGAAUAUUAUGAUGUUCUUGAUGAACAAUUCGGAAACAAACCAAAUGUACGGCCUCAUCCAAGUACUUUAAUAAGUACACUAAAUUCAUCUUAUGCUUCUAAUGAAGAUGAUCGCCAUUUAGAAUCCCCUGAUCAAACACUAAAUGAAUCUACUGGUCAAUCUGAUAAUAUAAAAAACAAUAAUAUUACCAUUAGAGAGACCAGGCAAGAAAAUUAUAAAAAGAUGAAGACUGGGUAUGGAAUGGCUGAUUAUAUAAAUUUAAAAAAAAAAGAACUAGAAAAUCAAAAUGAAAUUCAAAAAAAACUAUUGCUUCUGAAAGAAAGAGAGGUAGAUGCAUUGUGCUUAAUGUCUCAAGCUCUCAAAACUAUGGCUGAUAAAGCAAGCAACAUAUGAUUUUCUUAGUUUGAACAAUUACCCAAUCAGUUAUAUUAUGUAUUUUAUUUUUAUUUAGUUUUUAAUAAAUCUAAGUCUGAUUUAUAAAGUUGUAAACUAUCUAAUAUUAUUAUGUUGAUUCAUACAAAUGUCAAUUAUGUUUUUUAAUACUCAUAAUUUUAGAAAUGUUAUUAAUUACCAUAUCAGUUAUAUUAUGUAUUUUAUUUUUAUUUAGUUUUUAAUAAAUCUAAGUCUGAUUUAUAAAGUUGUAAACUAUCUAAUAUUAUUAUGUUGAUUCAUACAAAUGUCAAUUAUGUUUU